This is a messenger RNA of Boeremia exigua, 2917 nucleotides long. RefSeq names its product stress-activated map kinase interacting protein 1-domain-containing protein. The record is from RefSeq and is a predicted model, not a curated record. Gene Ontology annotation, molecular function: phosphatidylinositol-4,5-bisphosphate binding. Lineage: Eukaryota; Fungi; Ascomycota; Dothideomycetes; Pleosporales; Didymellaceae. The coding region runs from base 100 to 2622 and encodes 840 amino acids. Gene Ontology annotation, cellular component: cytoplasm; TORC2 complex; plasma membrane. Gene Ontology annotation, biological process: TORC2 signaling. The transcript has 2 exons.
GACCCCCACACUUCACACCCACCCUUUGAGAUACCCCUUCAGCUGGCCUGGAGACCACCACUACCUUCGCAUGCAAUGACGUGACGACACAGCGGCGCCAUGUCCCUCCUCCAGAAUGAAGACUUCGUGCUGUACCAGCUGCGCACCGCCUACCUGGCCUCGAUCAAGGACGGCGUGGGCGAGCGCCUGAUCAACGUCAACUCCAGCGUGCUCAACCAGGUCGGCUUCCGCGCCGCGGGCUGGGCGCCCAACCCCGCCGACAUCAAGCGCACGUACUCGCCGCCCAUCCCCACGGCCAUCACGUCCGAGUACUUCCAGGCCCCGCGCUCGGCCGGGCUGAAGGCGCCCGAGGGCUUCGGCGACGACGAGGACGAGGGCGGCAUGGUCACGGGCGGCGGCAGCAACGACACGGUGGGGCCCACGCUGAACGCGAAGCGCCGCCGCCGCAAGGAGCUGCUCGAGGAGGACGACAGCAGCGACCUCAGCGACGAGAGUGACGACGACGACGCCAGCGACCGCCCGGCCAACCAGAUCAAGUUCACCAAGAUGCCGCUGCGCACCCGCUCGGGCUCGUCGCCGGUGCGCGGCUCGGCCCUGCGCAACGAGCUGGCCGACGGCGCCGAGCAGCCCUCGCUGAUGGUCACCUCGCCCUCGCGCCCGCCCGACAACCUGCUGCCGCGGGGCUCGCUCGGCACCAUCGACGCCGUCAAGGGCCGCGCGCGGCGGGACACCAUCACCAGCAGUGAGAUGUCGUCCGAGAACGAGUUCGACAACUCGGGCUUCCAGAAGCGCCGCGUCAAGCAUGUGCGCAAGGCCGCGAGCUCGCACCAGCUGCUCUCCAAGCGCAUUCCCGAAGACUUUGGCGAGACAGAUGGCCGUCUGGAGGCCCUGCACGAGGGCAACGAGUCCGACAGCUCCCUCAGCUCCGAGUUCUCGGGCUCUGCCGACAGCGGCUCGCUCAUGGGCGACAGUGGCAUCCCGCUGGAUUCGUCGCCGUCUGCCAAUCUCCCCGGUAUGCCGGCGUUGACCACAUUCAACCAGUCGCCCAAGCGGAGGAGGGAACCACUGCAGCCGACCCUGCAAGCCCUGCCGCCGCCCCGGCCCAUCAGCUUCAUCCUGCCUGUCAGCGCCCUGACGCAAGCGCUACAGGCCAAGUCUUCCAAGCCUUCAAACCCUCUGCAGCGCUUUGCUGUCUGGAACGCGGCCAGCGAGGCGCAGUCCAACCCCAUAUACCUCAAGCUUUACUGUCCGUGGUCCGCGAAGCCCCUGAAGCCGCUGGAGCUCCUCCUCAGGAAGUUCAACGACAAAGGCGAAGGUAUCACCGUGGCCGAAGCCAUCGGCUAUGCAAUGCAUCGCUACCAGGAAGAAAAGAUAGAGCCGCCGCUGGCGCCCGAGAAGUGCAAUGUGAACUGCUGGGUCAUGCGCAUGUGGGAUGAUGAUGAAGUCGAUGAUGAAUUCCCGCCGCUGACGAGACACAAGCCGUUGAAAGACUUUGCCUCCAACAACGCUCGCGGCAUGCGGCCGCGUGCUCGAGACAAGCCGUGGGACGAGUUUGCUCUGGUGGAAGCUUCAGAACGAGAAGUCCUCGAGAAUGAGAAGGCCACACCUAUCUACAGCAAGGAAGCUGCUGAGGCGACCCCUUCGCAGAACGACAUACCCGAGGAUGAGGAAGAGCAGCCCGUCAAGCAACCGGCAAAGCCGAUUCCAAGCCGUGCAAAGAGCUUCCGGAAUCCCAUCACCGGUCCCUCUUUUGCACCGAAAGCAACACGCAAAGACACGAGCACCCUUGCAGAUGCGCCUACUACCUCCUCAUCGCACGCUGCAAGCCGCAUGGGCGCACCGAAGACAGUCAACGUGCACUACACCGACGAGAACUUCAACACAAGACACAUUCCCGUUCCAUGUACGACCGACACCUAUAUUGAUGAGAUCUUCGACAAAGUGUGUCACGACUUGCAUCUAGACAAGGCGCUGUACUUGCUCAAGGUCAGUCAAUCGACCACAGUUGCGCCGCUUGAUCGUACAGUCGAGGCCCUCGGGCGGUAUGCAGAUGUCGAUCUGCUGCGCCGGCGAUUCAUCGCUGAUGGCAUCAUGGGUCUGUCUGGUAGCCCUGGCUCCUCUUCGCCCAACGCGCCACUGAUCAUCAGCACGGGCGGCGCGCCGAAGAAGACAAAGAAGGGCGAAAGAGUACACGCUGCCGUCUCUGGACAGCAGCUCAUCCACCCUCUCGCGAGGAAUGUUGAUGCUUCAGCACUAGCGCUCACGUCGACCGGCUACUACCGCCGCUACGUCGUGCUCCGGAAGCAGCCCAUGUCGUUUGCAUCAUCGACAACCCGUAUCAUCGCCCUCGACAACGAGUAUAUUCACAUCAUGCCUGGCGAGUCUACACGGCGUACUGCUGGCGCGGCGGUCGAGGGGCAGGGCAAGACCACUACAGUACAUUUCAGCAGUGUGGUGGGCACAAAAGUCAGCAAGAAGCACCCCAAGACAGUCAGGCUGCUGGUGUACAGAGAAAAGGAAACAAAGAGGUACGACUUCGAAGCUGCGAGCGUCGACGAGGCAGCAGACAUCGUCAAGGAGAUCAAGAGGGGCGUCGAGCGGUUCCAAGAGGGUAUUGUAUAGAGUACAUGCCCUGAGGAGCAGUCGCAUCUGGAGCCACUGUGGCUGGACCUGGCUUGAUGGGCGAGCUCCUAGGAAUGAGGCGGACGAUUUUGUGGCCUAACACAGGACAACAAGUCUCUUUCGAUGACGGAAGAACUAGUUUGCUCCGUGAGCGAAGAUGCAGACAUGUACGAUAUCGCAGGUUUGCUUGGGCACGUUGCCUACCUGGGUAGAUUCAAGGCCAGAGGUCACCCUCCUCUUGUACUGAUCGCCAGUGGAGCAGGCGCCUGGCCAGUUGGCACAGUACCAGCGACUC